Melospiza melodia melodia is the source of this 1176-nucleotide messenger RNA. It is a transcript of the gene PRSS8, whose product is annotated as serine protease 8. Gene Ontology annotation, biological process: proteolysis. Gene Ontology annotation, molecular function: serine-type endopeptidase activity. The record is from RefSeq and is a predicted model, not a curated record. The transcript is spliced from 5 exons. Bases 1 to 1176 code for a protein of 391 amino acids. NCBI's taxonomy places the organism in Eukaryota, Metazoa, Chordata, Aves, Passeriformes, Passerellidae.
AUGGCUCCCAUUUUGGGGGGAUCCCUUGACGUGAACGGUUCCCAUUUUGGGGGUACCCCCCGAAUCGGGUCUGGGGUCCCUGCCCUGACCCCGCCGUGCCGUUUAACCCCCGCAGUGCCGUGCGGGACCCCGGUGCACCGGCGCGUGGUGGGGGGCUCGGGGGCGCAGGAGGGGCAGUGGCCCUGGACGGUCAGCGUGGCCUUCAGGGGGCGCCACGUCUGCGGGGGAGCCCUGAUCGCCCCCGCCUGGGUGCUGACGGCUGCACACUGCUUCCCGCCGGAGAACCCCCUCCCCGAGUACCGGGUCACGCUGGGGGUGCUGCAGCUCCUGUCCCCCCCCCCCGACGCCCAGGUGAGGGGCGUGGCCUCCGUCGCGCGCCACCCGGCCUACCGCGACUAUCGCGACAGCGACCCCCAGCGGCGGCGGCGGAGACGUGACGUCAUCGGGGGUGACGUCACCGGGGGCGACGACAUGGCCGGGGACCUGGCGCUGGCCCGGCUGGACCCCCCCGCCAGCCCCUCGCGGUUGGUACGGCCCGUGUGCGUGCCCGCGGCCGGAGUGACCUUUGACCCCGGCAUGAACUGCACCGUCACCGGGUGGGGACACGUCCGGACGGCCGUGCCGCUGGCGCCGCCCAAGGCGCUGCAGCAGCUGGAGGUGCCGCUGCUGAGCCGGCGGCUGUGCCGGUGCCUGUACGCGCUGGGGACACCGGGGACACCGCUGGGGACACCGCUGGGGACACCGGGGACACCGGGCACGGAGCUGGGGACACCCGCGGGGGACACGCUGUGCGCCGGCCUGCCCCGGGGACAGCGCGACGCCUGCCAGGGUGACUCUGGCGGUCCCCUCAGCUGCCGCCUGGGUGGCACCUGGCACCUGGCGGGCGUGGUGAGUUGGGGCGAUGCCUGCGGCCUGCCCGGCCGCCCCGGCGUCUACACGGCCGUGUCCCCUCACCUGCCCUGGAUCCUGUCCCUCGUCCCCGAGCUGGCCCCGCGACGGCCACCCCCUGACCCCGGUGUCCCCAAUGUCCCCGAGGAUGUCCCCAAGGAUGUCCCCGAGGGUCCCUGGGACAUUGGGGACAUUGGGGACAUUGGGGACACGGCGGUGGCACCGGGGGGCGCUCGGGCGCUGCGGCUGGCGGCGCUGGGGGCGGCCCUGCUCUGGGCUUUGGGGUGA